Molecule: messenger RNA, 636 nt
Organism: Lodderomyces beijingensis
Lineage: Eukaryota; Fungi; Ascomycota; Pichiomycetes; Serinales; Debaryomycetaceae
Source: the annotation of a GenBank genome assembly
AUGGGCAAAAGCGGGCUUGCAAACCAAUUGGGCAACAUCGGCCUGACUGACCACCCUUUCCCGCUCUUUACUCAAGAAGCAGUAGACAUCAUCCGAGCAGCGUUGCUCCAAAAGGAAACUUUUGGAGCAAUUCCACUAGUGGGCUGGACUGUUGUAUUCAGCGGCGCCGCAAAGUCAAGAGGCGAAAUCAUCUGUCGCUUCAUUUACGAAGUAUGGACCAACCCCAAGACUAUGGAGCUCGUGUCGCGCAUGGCGAGCGUCGAGCUUGCGAUAGCGAUGGACUAUGAAAUUGUUCAUACCAACAUCUGUUUGAAAAGUCACGAUGUGGCGGCUGAAGAACGAGUCCAUCACACGCGAGAAAUUGCCACUGCUGAUGAGGAGGAGGAGGAUGGUGAUGAGGUUCCGGCUAUAGUUGGCUGGCACCACGAUUCGCAUCCAUUGGUAUGUGUCUUGAUGUUGAGCGACACGGGGCAGAUGAUUGGCGGUGAGACCAUGUUGCGCAAGGGUGAUGGCUCAGUCACUAGAGUCUCGGGCCCCAUCCAAGGCUCAGCCUGCAUCUUACAAGGCCGCUUGAUCGAGCUUUUUAGUUUGCCCUACACCGCAAGGUGUAAGCGAACGGAUCACGAUGGCGGCUAG